Somion occarium is the source of this 1542-nucleotide messenger RNA. NCBI's taxonomy places the organism in Eukaryota, Fungi, Basidiomycota, Agaricomycetes, Polyporales, Cerrenaceae. The record is from the annotation of a GenBank genome assembly.
AUACUAGAAGCUGGAACUUGAAGCGAUUUCUGGCAUUCUGCAGACCCGACGUAGCCUACUUAGUCGGGCGCUUCACAUCGCGGAGGAGCACAUAAGGAGCGCCUAUCACACACACGACCGUGACCUCUGACCUACAUAUCCUGUCCAACUUCAAGACCAAUCAUGGAGGCGCAGAAACCACCAAUGAAAAAGCGCAAGCUUACCGACAAGAAUCUACCCUCCACCAUUCUCUCGUCCCCAGCGUACUCAGUGGACUCUCGAAUGUACCAAGACUUGCUCCAGAUGGAACGGAGGCUUGAUUGGACUAUGACUAGGAAGCGGGCUGAGGUCCAGGAUGCGCUGAGUCGAACCAUGACUACCGCACGUACGCUGCGAAUAUUUCUUAGCCAUACGGUCUCCGGGCAGAUAUGGCAACAAGGCGGAGAUUCUUCUGCCACACCUGCGCCUGAGUCGGGAAGUAAUAUUAACCCCGAGACGGGUGAGGGCAUUCCUGCGUGGCAGUUCAAGGUUGAGGGGAGACUCCUCGAGAUACCAAAUCAACGCGCGAAAGACCGUGCACCCUUGCGCAAAUUCUCAACAUUCAUCAAAUCCAUGGUGGUCGAGCUAGACAGAGACCCGGCCCAGUACCCCGAGGGGAACAUCGUUGAAUUCUCUCGCUCCUCAGCGGCCAACACACUGGAUGGUUUCACGAUCCGGCGACGUGGUGACACGCUUACUAAAAUCCGAGUAGUAAUACAUCUCGAACAACAACCUGAAGUGUACAAAGUGAACCCCGAACUAGCCAGUAUCCUCGGCAUUAAGGAAGACACAAGGGUAGGCAUCCAACAAGCCCUAUGGAAUUACAUCAAACUCGAAGGUCUACAAGACAAAGUAGACCGCAAGACGAUACAUGCUGAUGCGAAGCUUAAACCGAUAUUCGGUCAAGACAGCAUUCCCUUCACCCUACUUCCCGAGCGUCUUAUGCGCCAACUUCAACCGCCCGACCCGAUUAUCCUUCACUACACCCUGAAUCCGGCUCAACCGCCGCCUGAGAAGCCUCAGGCAUACGACAUAGAAGUUAAGAUUGACGAUGCUGCCAUGAGGGCGAGAAUGAACCAUGUGACUGUUGCUGUUGCGCAAGAGAGUGCGAAGGAACUCAAUCGCAUGGAUGACGAGAUUUCUCUCCUCACUCAAUCACUCACCCAAUCGCAUCUCAAAGCCACUUUCCUGAACUCCUUCGCUGCCGAUCCUCAAGGCUUCAUUCAAACCUGGCUUGAGUCUCAAUCCCGCGACCUCGAAGCGAUAUUGGCUAAUGGUCAGAGCGAGGGUGCAUUGAGGAUGGAUGAUUUGAGGAGGAGCGAGUAUUUCAGGUUGCCUUGGGUCGACGAGGCUGUUGCUAUUCAAGAGGGUAUGCGGAAAGCUGCUCUGGCUGCUCGACCGCCUGGCACCUAAGUUAUUCCACGGAGUUAUUGCGUGUUGUCAUGUCACUUACUCGAUUAUGCGUUGUUGUAUUCUACCUAUACUUGUGAGCUCGCGUGUUAUCUCACUUAUUUCGUAUAUUUC